Molecule: messenger RNA, 2038 nt
Organism: Xenopus tropicalis (tropical clawed frog)
Lineage: Eukaryota; Metazoa; Chordata; Amphibia; Anura; Pipidae
Gene: dapp1
Product: dual adaptor of phosphotyrosine and 3-phosphoinositides
Exons: 11
Coding region: 178-1113 (311 amino acids)
Cellular component (GO): membrane; cytoplasm
Source: RefSeq, a predicted model, not a curated record
CUACAAAGUACCUAAAUGCUUACUUGGUCCCCCACUAUAUGAUGAAAGAGGCAGGAAGGUGUGAUGAGAGGCUCGUGGAUACUUACAUAACAAAAAGAAUGAUAUGAGGAUACAUGGAAAGCUAAGCAAAUACAGUAGUUAUUACCUUACAGUACUUCCUUCUCACUGUGCCCGGUAAUGAAACAACUGCCAACUAGUGAACUUUCAAAGAUCAUGUUUUGGAUUAAUCGCAGAUGGUCUUCUCAGCUCCAGCAGCCUGAUGAAGAAGGGAGAUCCCAUGGAAGAACUGAAAGCAUGACCUACAAAGCACCCAGGGCGAGUUGGAGGGAAGUGGAGCUGGCAGAAGUAGAAGAGGAUGAGGAGGAGACUGAGUUAGAAAACCAAACUGCAGACAGUGGACUGUCUUCCCUUGGGUGGUACCAUGCAAACCUCUCGCGUCAUGCAGCCGAAGCUCUGCUGCUUACAAAUGGACAAGAUGGAAGCUACCUCUUGAGAAACAGCAAUUCCAAGUCAAACAGCUACUCACUAUCUGUCAGGGCCAGGGAUUCUGUAAAGCAUUUUGAAGUUCUGCAGUGUGGAUCUUAUUUCAAGUUUGGCUUCAAUGAAUUUCCUACGUUAAAACAAUUUGUAGAGCAUUUUGCAAAUCAGCCCUUGAUUGGAAGUGAAUCAGGCACCUUAAUUUUAUUGAAACAUCCUUAUCCUUGUACGGUAGAAGAGCCUUCAAUAUAUGAGGCUGUCCGUGUUCAUACAGCAAUGCAGACUGGACGUUCUGAAUCCGACCUAGUUCCUGUGGCACCCGCAUUGGGUACCAAAGAAGGAUAUCUUACAAAACAAGGAGGACGGGUAAAGAGUUGGAAAACCAGAUGGUUUAUACUGAGUCGAAAUGAGCUGAAAUAUUUUAAGGACAAGCUGUCUACAGAGCCAAUUAAGACGCUUGACCUUACAGAGUGCAGUGCUGUACAGUUUGAUUAUUCACAAGAGAAGGUCAACUGUUUCUGUAUGGUAUUUCCUUUAAGGACAUAUUACCUUUGUGCAAAGACUGGAGCAGAAGCUGAUGAGUGGAUUAAGAUGUUACGAUGGAAAAUGUCACAGAUAAAGAAACAGAUGCAAUAAAGGAAACAGCUGAUCCAUACUGGAAAAUAUUCGUCAGUAAGAAGGAACAUCCAUAUGGUGACUUCUUCCUGUGAAGCUAAUGAUACCUCUUACACAACCAGACCCACACAGUGACUUGGGCAAUUAACAUUAUAUUGGUACUACGGAUUAGUAAAGGAGUUACUGUUAUAACUGACAUCUACUGAGACCAAUUGACAGGCAACCCAAACCAGUAUAAAUCUGUAUAAAAAUGAAUUCUGUCAACCAGAAGUUCAAUUAUGUCCACUUGUGUUGCAUACUGUUACACAAUUUGUAUUAAAUGACAACAUAGCAAUAAAUAUGUAACCUAAUAUAUCACAAUACUUGGGAACUAUUAUAACAAGGGAAUAAAAACUUAUCUGACCAAUAGUACAACUAAACCACUUUAUCACAUCAAAACGUAUGAUAACCAGACUGGCACACAUAGCAAACACAGUAAAUGUUGCAUGUACACAAAUAGUUCAGAACUUCUGUGAAUAUGCACCCAAUAUGACAUUUAUGGAAAAGUGUUCUCUAUCAUAUCCUGGGACAAUGCUUUCAAGAUAUCUGACAGUAGAUAUGCAAAGUAUUGUGGUGGCCUCAGCAGUUUCUGGUAGAACUAUACAGGUCAUACAGGAAAUGGGAGGGAAAUAUAGAUUGGCACAGUUCCCUGGGAAUCUCAUAUCAAACACCAAACAUUAGCAAAAGUCCAGCCAAAUGCCUUCACCAAUUCACACCCAUUAAAUCAAAUCACCCCAACUUCUACUUAUUAUAUGUUAUCUGCCAUUCUGAGAAACUGGUAAACCUUAAGGAAGCAAAAUGCAAUGUUUUAUUCAUAGAUUUGUUCACUGGUGAAUAUUUUGUAUUGUACAUCAAUUUUUUGUCUAUAACCAUUGCGUUUAUUAAAUUGGUACAUGUUUUUUUAAGA